GGAGGUGUCGGAAACUCAGGCCCAGGUGAUUACGCUCAUAGGAGUUACGGCAGCUUCGGCGAUUACAAUUAUGGCCCUCCAAGUGGCUGGUCUGAAUCCUAUUCUGACUGGUAUGGCAGAGAUACGCCGCAAACUGGGCGCACUGAUGACUACGCCAUAAGUGAUGGAAUGGGGCCAUUCGGUGAGUCGGCUUCGCUUGUUUUAUAUUUAUUCUCAAUCCCUUUUGGUGAAUUUGAUUAUUGA
Messenger RNA from Protopolystoma xenopodis, 243 nucleotides. The record is from the annotation of a GenBank genome assembly. Lineage: Eukaryota; Metazoa; Platyhelminthes; Monogenea; Polystomatidea; Polystomatidae.